Messenger RNA from Dentiscutata erythropus, 342 nucleotides. NCBI's taxonomy places the organism in Eukaryota, Fungi, Glomeromycota, Glomeromycetes, Diversisporales, Gigasporaceae. The record is from the annotation of a GenBank genome assembly.
AUGAAAGCCUUCAAGCGUGCUUCUACUACUUAUAAAGCAAAGUAUGAGAUGUUGAUUCAGAACAACAAUACCAAAACUCAAACUACAAAGUUUUAUGAUACGUCCAACGAAUUUGAAAUUGCUAAUCUGGAAGUCCUUGGUGUUCUUCAAUAUGAUGCAAAAGAUAAUGGCGCCGAUUAUCAAAAUUAUAUUGCUGAGUUUGUAAGUAAUGAAGGUUCAGUCCUUAGAAGAAUGGAAUGUAAAAAAGAAGGAAGCCAAAAAUUAUAUGAAUUGGUUGGUGGGCGUAUUCUUGAUUUAAGACGUGGUCAAGAAUUUGAAAGUAUUCAUUAUUUUGCAAAAUGA